AUGAAGCAGAGAGUCUCCUCGUUGGAUUUGAAAAUCCUUAUUGCCGAAUUGAAAAAGUCCAUCCACAACUACAGACUUCAAAAUAUCUACGACCUAGUCGCAAAUAAUAGGUCUUUCUUACUGAAAUUCAGCAUCCCAGAUUCAAAAGUCAAUGUUGUACUAGAAUCUGGCUUCAAGGUAUACAUGACCGAUUUUCAAAGACCUACCCAACCUGAACCCUCAAAUUUCACCUCUAAGUUGAGGAAACACUUAAAGACGAAAAGAGUCACUGAUAUUAAGCAAGUGGGAGAUGAUAGAAUUGUUGUUUUUGAAUUUGGUGAUGGGCUCUACUACCUUGUGUUAGAAUUUUUUAGUGCAGGUAAUGUUAUCCUUUUGGAUGAAAAUCUAAAAAUAAUGGCGAUUUACAGAUUUGUUGAUACCGAUUCUAAUUCAAUCAAAGGCAAUUACGAUGUUGGGUCUAUCUAUAAUAUGUUUGACAAAUCACUGUUUGAGGACUCUUGUGUUGCACUGCAUGAUGAACUAUAUGACGAAGAUACUCUCUUGAAGUGGAUUGAAGAUACCAAUCAAACUGAAAGGGAACCAAAAAAAGUAUUAUCAAUCGAGAAGCUAUGUUUUCAAAAUGCCGCUUAUUUGUCAUCUGACUUGAUUCAUAUUUCUCUUUUGGCAAAUUCUGUUCCUCCGAAAACAAGCUGUUUGAAGCUCCUUGAAGAUGACCAGUUGCUUAAGUUUACUUCUAAAUCAAUGAAAGAUUCUAAGGCAAAAUACGAUCAAUUAAUUGAGACCCCUGUUGGUGAAGUCGAAGGUUACAUAUUGAGUCGUAAAAAUGAACUUUUUGAUACAGAAAAAGACGCAUCCGCUGACAAUCUUGAGUACGUAUAUCAUGAAUUCCAUCCCUACGAACCGUCACAUAAAAUUAAUGAUAAUGUAAAGAUUGAAUGUUUUAAAGGUUAUAAUAAAACGGUUGAUAAAUUCUUUACAGCAAUAGAAAUGUCCAAAGUCUCCUUGGGUCGUCAGCAACAGAAGGCCAACAUUUCAAAGAGACUGCAGUAUGUCAAGGAUGAACACUCCAAGAAACUGCAAGUGUUGGACGAAGUGCAAGCUUUAAAUAAUAAAAAAGGUACACUCAUUACAUAUUAUAAUGAAAAAAUAGAGGAAUGCAAAAGAGCGGUCCAGGAACUGAUUGACCAAAAAAUGGACUGGAAAAAUAUCGAAAAAUAUAUUAAAGUCCAGAAAGAUAGAGGCAAUGAGAUUGCCAAGAUGAUUAAAUCUUUGAACCUUAUAAAAAAUGAGAUUACAAUUUCUCUUGUUGAUAAUGAAGACGAAUAUGACGGUGAUGAAGAUGACAUGGAAGAGUCUGGAUGGAGUACUGAUGAUUCUGACUCUGACUCUGACUCUGAUUCCGAAAGUAAAAGUGAUUCGGUCAAUGGCUCUUCUAAGAUACAGGCAACAAAUGUUGUUGAUGUUGUUAUUGAUAUUACACUUUCUGCUUUUGCUAAUGCUUCUAGGUACUUUGAUGCAAAGAAAACUGCCAGGGAUAAACAAGAAAAAACUGCUAAAAAUGCAGCGCUUGCCAUUAGAAGCAGUGAACAAAAGAUCCAAAAUGACUUGAAGAGAAUGGAAAAAGAGUCAAAGCAGAAUGUAGAAUUCAAGCAAUUACGGCCUAAGUUUUGGUUUGAGAAGUUCUUUUGGUUCAUUUCCAGCGAAGGUUAUCUAUGUGUUGCUGGAAGGGACGAUAAUCAGGUCGAUUCUAUUUACUACAAAUACUUUGACAAUGAAACAGAUUGCCUUGUUUCUAAUGACUUGGAAAAUUGUCUCAAAGUUUUCAUUAAGAAUCCAUAUAAAAACAAAGAUAUUCCUCCUACCACAUAUAUGCAAGCUGGGAUUUUUUCUUUGUCUACCACUAAGGCCUGGGAUAAUAAAAUGGUCACUAGUCCAUGGUAUGUACCUGGAAAGGGAGUUUCUAAAAAAGAUUUUGAUGGUACCAUUCUACCAACAGGUCUACUAAAUGUCAACAAAGAGAGAAACUACUUGCCACCUUGCCAAAUGGUGAUGGGUGCUGGUUUACUCUUCCUGGCUGACAAAGAAACAUUUACCAGAUAUAGGGAAGGUAAAAAACAAAGAGAUGGGGAAUUGGAAUUGAUUUCCGGCUCUAAGAGUAAAGGUUCGGCAUCUAAGAUCCUCGAAUUGAAAACUAUGCUAGCUAAACUUCAAGAUGCUGAAAAAUCUGACACCGGUGAAUCUGUAAACGAGAUAGAGACUGAAAAUGAUGAACAGAAAUCGAGUGAAAAUGAUGAGGUCAUAAUGGCCCCACUCCCUGCUCAGCAGACCCAAACAACAAUAAGAGGCAAAAAAAACAAGCUGAAAAAGAUCAAAGAAAAAUACGGACAUCAAGAUGACGAGGAAAGAAGACUGCGGAUGGCUGUUUUGGGUACAUUAAAACAGGUCGAGGACAAACAAAAAUUUGAAGACAAGAAGUCCAAUGAGGAUCCACGAAUGAGUAUUGCAGCAAAAAAAAGGAGAAAGAGACAGCAGCAAAUUAAUCAAAUAACAAAGUUAAUUGAUGAAUUGGAGAAUAAGGGUGAUGAAACAGAUGUUGGUGAAUCUGAUGAGUACAUGAACCUUGUCAAUGAUGUUGAUAACUACCAUUUAAAUAUUUCGGGUCUUCUAGGUGCGCCUAAGAAGACAGAUGUGGUAUCCGAUUGUAUUCCAGUGUUUGCACCAUGGAGCGCUUUGAAUAAGUACACCUAUAAAGUCAAACUGCAACCUGGAAAUUUGAAGAAAGGCAAGACUGUGAAGGAUAUUGUUGAAACUUUUAAGAGACGUACUGGGGAAUUAAUAAAGGAUGAAAGUGACUGGUACGAUCGUGAUAAUAAGAUCGAACUCAUUAACGAACAAGAGUUCAUGAUGGCAUUGACUGCUUCCAAAUUCAAGAUAGGGUCUAGCGGUAGUAGCAGUGGUAAAAACGAUAGUAGAGGGGGAAAUAAUAGGUCUAAAGGCGGCAAAGCUAAAAGUAAAAAGAAAUAG
Pichia kudriavzevii is the source of this 3024-nucleotide messenger RNA. RefSeq lists its product as uncharacterized. The record is from RefSeq and is a predicted model, not a curated record. Gene Ontology annotation, cellular component: RQC complex. Bases 1 to 3024 code for a protein of 1007 amino acids. Gene Ontology annotation, biological process: rescue of stalled cytosolic ribosome; ribosome-associated ubiquitin-dependent protein catabolic process. Gene Ontology annotation, molecular function: tRNA binding; ribosomal large subunit binding. NCBI's taxonomy places the organism in Eukaryota, Fungi, Ascomycota, Pichiomycetes, Pichiales, Pichiaceae. The transcript has a single exon.